CAAGCAAGAAUCCGCCUCGAACAGGUAGACGCUGUUAGCCGAAACUAUUUACCAUGACAGCAGCGGCCUCCUCGUCCUCCGCAGUGACCCGGCAUGUCCGCUCGCGCCUGCUGCGCGGCACCCUCUUUUCGAGGCCCGGGCCUGCUGGCCAACCAGCAGGCUCAUACGUUCUUCCCUGCCGCAAGAUCGUCCUCGAAUACUGCCCGCGCGGGGCCAGCAGCGUUGGUACGAGAGACUUUCUCACCACACCUACGCACAAGGCGCCAAGAGUCGCGGCGGCGGCUAUUGCGGCCCAGUCGCGGAUCGUGCAACUCGCACAAGAGUUUCCCAGCGUAGAGGUCGUCAUCAAGGAGGCGCCGCAUAAGCACCCGCUCGCACGAGGUUUCUACAUGAAUGGCCGCACGAAGGAAAUCUCUCUCCGGAACCUACCUCGCAACUCUGUUUCGAAAACGCUGGAGUUGCUGCUCAACUCCUCAGGCAAGAAAAUUGUCAGCCUCAAACGCAAGCCGGUGGAGAGCAUCACGGAGUCAGCAAGAGGGAUAUGGAGCGCACUACACGCCCCACCGAAGCAACUGUGAUCCGCGCACACAUGCUGCGUGCACACCCUGCUCCCCCGCUCCUGCAUGCUGGGCACCCAUCCUCCUACGACGGCCGUUUGCCUUCUUUUUGUGCCACAGAGCAUGCGCCAACUGUAUUUGUACCACUCAACCAGCAUGCAGGCUUUCACUGGCCUAUUGUGUGAAGACUAAGCGAAAGUUACGGGUGUCUCGCAUACAACGAGCAAAAGUUAAAUGCGUUUCUCCUCGUACCUAUCGUACACUGCUAAUCGAAGCCGACCGCAUAUAGGUGUUGCGCUAUUUA
Molecule: messenger RNA, 861 nt
Organism: Tilletiaria anomala UBC 951
Lineage: Eukaryota; Fungi; Basidiomycota; Exobasidiomycetes; Georgefischeriales; Tilletiariaceae
Exons: 2
Coding region: 54-578 (174 amino acids)
Biological process (GO): mitochondrial translation
Cellular component (GO): mitochondrial large ribosomal subunit
Molecular function (GO): structural constituent of ribosome
Source: RefSeq, a predicted model, not a curated record